This is a messenger RNA of Aspergillus ruber CBS 135680, 1596 nucleotides long. RefSeq lists its product as uncharacterized. Lineage: Eukaryota; Fungi; Ascomycota; Eurotiomycetes; Eurotiales; Aspergillaceae. The record is from RefSeq and is a predicted model, not a curated record. The coding region runs from base 1 to 1164 and encodes 387 amino acids. The transcript is spliced from 2 exons.
AUGCUCAAAAAGCCCUGUGCCGAUGUGCAGCUUUUCACAGACUCGCAACAAAGUUAUGGCAUUCAUGAUCGGAUUGAAGGCAUGAUAUCGUUCAUUCCCCGGCAUUCAAUUGCUCCGGAUCAAUUAAGCCUGACAUUUGAAGGCACAACCACCGUGUCCAUGGAUACCAACGAAACCAACAUCCCUCUCCCCCCAUCAGCAGCAUCGCAAACCUUUCUCCGUAUGCAACAACCACUGACCGAGUUACCAUUUUGGAAGUCUGCAAAGCUAGAAAUCGGAUCAUCGUAUCUCUUGCCAUUCGAGUUUAUCGUGCCAGCCGAAAUCCCCCAUAAUGUCUGUCGACAUUCACAUCGUCACGAGCAGGUUCAUUGGGAACAUUGUCAACUUGCGCCAAGUAUGGGCCAACAGUCAAUCCGGCAGCUCAAGGACCAGUCCGUGGAUGGUAUGGCACCAGAGGGUAUUGAUAUCAUGUAUUCAAUAUGUCUUCGGGUGUUCGAAAGCUGUCACAAGACUGGUGCUAUCAGAACAAUCGCGGAAUGGACGCGCCCAGUACAUAUCCGCCCGUCACGAAAGGAACGAGCACCGCUACUUAUUCCACAAGAUAGUCGAUAUUACUGUUUGGGCAAAGAAAAGAAGGUUAUUGGGGGAUGGUGUCCACGGGCAUUAGGGACAUUAUCAGUCAAGGCAGCACAACCGGCUGCCAUUCAGUGGCACCCAUCAUCCGGCAUCCCUGCUACAAAAAUUACAGCAAACCUGCAAUAUACUACCACGGCACAAUCACCACCACCAGAAUUACAGUCCAUCCAUCCUCGGCUCGAUAUUCUUACCUUUUUUUCCCUGGAACCAUGGCCCGAUUUCCCGGAUUUGAUAGAUUCGUCGAUAUGUCCAUACCACAAUGGAUUAAACGUGCGGACAGUGUCUUUGCAGCCAUGUCAAUUGGGUCCAUUAGAAUGGCAGACAUUCAAUUCGAAGGAGUCGACUACCUAUACGGCAUCUGUUCAGGUACCUGUUAUCUUCCCGAAUGAGAUGGCGUAUAUUCCGACAUUCGUCUCGUGUCUUGUUGCACGAACAUAUUCGGUGAAGUUAUCGUUUUUAUAUCGCGUCGAGGGUCAAUGGAGCAGGACAUCCAAGACCACAGUGAUAGUACCGGUGCAAAUAUGUUGAUAGAAUACUAUUGAUUCCUAGAUAAAUAGACGUGAUACAAACCAGGGUUAUUCGGACAAGGAUAUUCAAACAAGAAUGUGUCAUGUGAUUCCUUGGGCGAUUUUCCAACAGCAAUCAAGCGCUUGAUGGGACCGUUGAUCCGUCGAACUCGUUUUGAACCGUCCUUAUUCAAAUCUUUCAUUUAUCGAUGUCAAGGAAUGUAUCGACUAAGGGCUUUGUGAGUAUUUUAACCACUGUUACAGAAAUACUCAAUUAAACCGUAGCAGGGACUUCAAUAUCGCAUCUCGGAACAUUUAUCGCAAAGCGUGAGCUUCCUCGGAUAUCGGACAAGCGCCCGGAUAGGCAACCGACGCUUAUCAAGAAAGAAUCGAGGAAUAAGCCUAUCUUCUGAAUCAACAAUAAGACUUAUGCAGAUAUUGGACUCUCAUCCAA